AAAUAUGGCUCCGCUUAAGUUCUGUGCUAAUAUUUCUUGGCUGUUCACGGAGAUGCCAGACUUCAGUCAUAGAAUACACGCCGCUGCCUCGGCUGGCUUCCAGGCUGUGGAGGCAGCCUGGCUCUACGACUCCGACUUGAAAGAGCUACAGAGGGCCACAGCGGCUGCAGGCGUGGAGGUGGUCCUUAUCAACACUCCGCCCGGAGAUGUUAAGGCAGGUGAUCUUGGUCUUGGAGCAGUUCCUGGAAGAGAGGCAGAGUUCAGGCAGGGUCUGCUUUUGGCUAUAGAGUACGCAAAAGCUUUGGACUGCAAAAGGAUCCACCUGAUGGCAGGAAGGAUUCCUGUGGGUUCACACAGGAAAGCGGUUGUCAAGGAGAUGGAGGCCAUCUUUGUACAGAACCUUACAUAUGCUUCUGAUAUCCUGUCAAAAGAAGGAAUCACUGGAUUGAUUGAACCAAUCAACACAAAGAUUACAGAUCCCAGGUAUUUUCUGGAUUGUCCUCAUCAAGCGGCUGUUAUACUGGAUAAAGUUGGACAGCCAAACAUCAAGCUGCAAAUGGAUAUCUUUCACUGGCAAAUAAUGGAUGGUAACCUGACACAGAACAUCAUAAAGUAUUUACCUAUAAUUGGUCAUAUACAGAUUGCUCAGGUUCCCGGCAGGAACGAGCCUGACAGUGCAGGAGAGCUCAACUACAGCUACCUGUUCAACACACUGGAAAACUAUGGGUACCUGGGAUACAUUGGCUGUGAAUACAAGCCACUAGGCUCCACAAAGGAAGGUCUGGGUUGGAUUAAAGAUUACUGGACACAGCAAGUGAUGACCAGGUGACUCAACCACAGAGCUAAAGAUUUUUGCAACUCAAGUCACAAAUCUGAAGUAUGAAAUUUGCUAAUGUGUUACAGUUAAUUAUUAUGUAUAUGUUCUGAACAUCAGUAGGCUUUGAUGCAAUGUUCUUAGUAACUGGCAUAAUCAUGAGAUAAAAGAGGCAUGAAAUGUUAUAAUUUUUCAAUAAAUCGUGCAGCCCUAA
This is a messenger RNA of Limanda limanda (common dab), 1028 nucleotides long. RefSeq names its product hydroxypyruvate isomerase (gene hyi). Bases 5 to 829 code for a protein of 274 amino acids. Gene Ontology annotation, biological process: glyoxylate metabolic process. Gene Ontology annotation, molecular function: hydroxypyruvate isomerase activity. The record is from RefSeq and is a predicted model, not a curated record. The transcript has 8 exons. Lineage: Eukaryota; Metazoa; Chordata; Actinopteri; Pleuronectiformes; Pleuronectidae.